This is a messenger RNA of Myxocyprinus asiaticus (Chinese sucker), 3363 nucleotides long. Its product is annotated as protein mono-ADP-ribosyltransferase PARP12-like. The record is from RefSeq and is a predicted model, not a curated record. Bases 282 to 2489 code for a protein of 735 amino acids. Gene Ontology annotation, molecular function: NAD+ poly-ADP-ribosyltransferase activity; metal ion binding. The transcript is spliced from 11 exons. NCBI's taxonomy places the organism in Eukaryota, Metazoa, Chordata, Actinopteri, Cypriniformes, Catostomidae.
GUUCUUUUACCUGUAAGGCGGGACUUCCGCUCUGUCUCGGGCUAAACAGUCUUUGGAACGGCCCUGCAGUGUCUAUCUACCCUUUAGCCUUGACUAAAAUCGUACCUCUUAAUAGUUAAUAAUUUCUUCAUAUUUCAUCUGCAGAAAUAUUGUGUGUAAGAGCUCCCGCUUUCCUCACAGAGUGACUCAUUUUGCGCUGAUCCGGAGUCAGUGCCCAGACAGAUUCACUCGCUGAGGUCAUUUAAAUCGGCACUGAUCGACUGAUUGAGAAUCUGUUCAUCAUGGCGGAAGAAACUGUGUUGCAGAUUCUGUGUGGCAGUAAUGGAGCGAUGGAUUAUGAGCGACUGCUGGAUAUCUCAUACGGACUAACAGAAAUAUUCCGGGACAAUUCACUGGAUAAAAUAAUAGAAAACAGCGAGUUAUUCACUGUCAUACAACACAACGACAGAAAAGAGGUUUUCGCUCAAACUCGCGUUAAGAUGUGUAAAAUUAGUGGGUGUAAUGAGGUGUGUAACGACAUACACCUGUGUAAAUAUCAGCUCAUGAUAGGAGACUGUAACAGGCGAGGCUGCAGUUUUGGGCAUCAGCUGAUGUCACAGCACAACAUCGGAGUCUUGAGGGCGAAUCACAUGAUCCGUCUCAGCCGAGAAGAGCUGUGUGUGAUAUUACUGCAGUGUGACAACAGCUUACUGCCACCUGUGUGUGCAUCGUAUAAUAAAGGCCGCGGGCCGUACGGAAACUGUCCUGAUAAAGAGACCUGCACGCGACUGCACAUGUGCAUGAGCCACAUCAGAGGACACUGCGAUGACACGGACUGCAGCAGGUCACAUGAUUUCCAUGAGCCUCAUCCAAUCGGAGUCCUGAGACGCAGAGGAGUGUCCAGUCACCUGAUGAGUUUGAUUCCGUUUAUCUACCGCAACAUUCUCAACCUGAAGAGUCACAGUAACCCCAAAAACACUCAACCUGACCUCAACAACAGAGAGAAAACACGGUGUGAGUCACCACAGACACAUGCAGAAGAAAACAAGAUCUGCCUUUCCUUUGUCAGAGGUUACUGCAAAAGUGCAGAUGAAUGCCGCAGAAUUCACUGUAAAAUGCCCUAUAAGUGGCAGGUGAAGGUGUGUGGCGCCUGGACUGAUUUACCCAAUAAUGAACACAUCGAGAGAGAGUACUGUGACCCAUCAAACAUACACAGUUCAGGGAAUGAGCCCAUUUGCUUUGAGGAAAUGAUUUUGGGUCUUGAUAAGGUCCGGCGUCUCUCUACAGAACCCUCGGUGCUCUGGCCCAGUUUCAUCCACACCACCAGCUGGGCCUGGUACUGGAAAGACGAGUAUAAUCACUGGAUCCUGUAUGCAUCAAUAAAAGAAAUGCACAGAUUGUCUUCAGUCAGCAGUCACGAUCUGGAGAAGGAAUAUCAGGAGUAUUUACUAAAAAAUGACUCUUCAAAUCAGGACGCUGUUGUCAAAUUCAGAGCGGGCAGCUGUUUCUAUGAGCUCAGUUUCAAAGAUAUGAAACAGAGGAAUGAAGUGAGCGGGACUGAGCGACCUGUCAGACGACGACCUGUGUUUGUGUCCUCAGUCAACAUUGAGAUUGCCAGAAAGAGGUCGACAUCAACAGCAUUAAUAAUCGAGUUCAUCUUCAUGUUGUUUUGUGGAAUUUUGUCAGAUUCGUUUUUCUCUGAUUGUAGUGAGAAGCAUGCCAAUGCCAGGCUUCACUUCUCUAAAGGUGUUCCUAGAUUUUGGGACCAAAAGGUGAUUCGUGACUCUGGAUUUGAGAGAGUUCGGCUCUCACCGUCUCACAGAGAUUACAGGAGAGUUCAGGAUCUCUUUAAUGAAACUCUGAGCAGUUUUACUAUCCGACAGAUUGAGCGUGUGCAAAACAGGGAACUCUGGGAAGACUUCAUGAUGAAAAAAGAAGAAAUGAGAAAAGCAAACAAUGAGAAAUUUGGUGAGCGUCUUUUAUUCCACGGCACCAAAUCCUCUCUUGUGGAUGCUGUAUGUCACAGAAAUGUCGACUUUGAUGUGUCUAAUGCAGCGGUAUAUGGACAUGGGAUUUAUUUCUCAAAAGAUGCACAGUAUUCCCAUGAGAUCACCGAUGGGUGUGGAGUGAGGAUGAUGUUUGUGUGCAGGGUGUUGCUGGGAUUCUACACCAGAGGAAAAGCCAGUUUUCGUUGUCCUCCAACCAAAGAUGCCAAAGGAAAUCUGUACGACAGUUGUGUGAACGAUCCACGUCAUCCUUCCAUUUUUGUGGUGUUUGACAGGUCACAGGUUUACCCAGAGUUCCUUGUUACUUAUGAGGAGAAAAACGUGUUUGAUGCAGUGCGUGACGUUCAGUCCAGUCCUGACGCUCGUGUAGUAUCAGUCACGACGAGUCUCGCUCAGGUAAGUGUAAAGGAAACUAGCCAGGAGAACUCAGUGACAGCAGGUUCUGAACACACUGCAUCCUCUUCUAGUUCAGAAGAAACAAAAAGCCUCUCAUUACUGUCUUGAGUUCAACAUCAGAUACAUCUCCUGCCUCACAUGCUACUCAUGUUAUAAAACCCCUUCAGUUCAGCGUCCAGCCCUCUGUACCGCUGCAUGAUGGUAGAGUCCCCUGAUGUCCAGCAGAUCUCAUCCGAGACUGUAAACAUUUCUAGGGACUGUCCAAAAAGUCACUCAGACUUGUAACAGUUUGGAGUUGGGAAGCGAGUCCUUGGAUGCUCUGAAUACUGUGGUCAAAUACUCAACUAAGACUGAAAACCUGGACAUGUCGUCCUCUCCGGUCCCGUCUCCUCCUGUUGAGUUGAACAGACGCUCAGCGUCUCACCCAGAAAACUCCUCAAACAGCCCACGCAAUGCCUCCAAAACCCCUACACAGGAGAAACACUGUUAUUCAGUGAUGUAGCUGUCUGUUGUGGACAUCACAUCUCUGCUUAUUAUUUAAAGUCAAUUGAGUUACAAUACUAGUGUUAUAUGCAGUGUGUGAAUAAUGUGUGUUAAAACUGUUCAAUAUAUCUUUGAUCAGUUCUGCAAAUGUUUAUUUGUGUCCUUUCUCUGAGAAGUCGUUGAGAAGCUACAUGUUCACAGUAUUCUUCACAUCUCUUCUGUUUUUAAAAACAUUACCUGUUGUGCAUUGUGUUUAGUCUAACACAUGAUCAACAUUUGACACAGAUCAUCUCUAGGCUGAUUUGUGCGGUCUAAUUUUGUAUAAAUGGGUCAUUCUGUGUCAGAUCAACCAGAGGUCCGCAGCUCAAAAUCUUGAUUUUGAUCAUUUUUUUCUGGUGAAAGAGAUACAUAAUUGAAGGUGAAAGCUAAAAUUUACUGCGUAAUCCACUGUUUUGUAGAGGGGGGUCAAAAUGGCAAUUGAUUUUGGAGCAAAACCACA